Messenger RNA from Paramuricea clavata, 1308 nucleotides. The record is from the annotation of a GenBank genome assembly. Lineage: Eukaryota; Metazoa; Cnidaria; Anthozoa; Malacalcyonacea; Plexauridae.
AUGGAACUCCACACGAAGUUUAACCGUGGAAAAAUGUUUCAACAAGUUAAGUCCGUUGCCAACCAUAAUGCCUACGGUAAAGAUGUUAAAUUUAGAGUUCUGUCCCGUACGUGUGGAACCAGGUUUAGUACGUCGCAGUACAGUGAGUUCCUCAAACUCACUGAGAGCCUUCCUCUGUAUAUCGAUACAUUCAGAAAGUAUGGCUACGAUGAGGAUGAGUACGAAAUCGCAGGAAAAGACUUUGUGGUGUAUCUUCUUGCUUUGACAGAUCUUAUGCGGCCAAUGGUUGACUUACUAGUCAGUCUUCAAGGUUUGUCCGUCCCAUCGUGGAAAAUCUGCCUUUGGUGGCCAAAAGUCAGACAACGUAUCCAGAAAUGUAUUCCAAUUUCAUUUGAUUCUCCUGACCUUCCAUUGACAUCAAAUAAUAUAAGAGAUAUCAGGAAAGGGAAAUUUAAGGGAACAAAAGUUGUACCUGGAUGGCUCAAAGUUGAGAAGAAUGUCUUUGAAGAAAUGUCUGAUGGGAAGAAAACUAGAACAACCAAAUGGCGUGCUCGAGAUCUUAAGGACCGCCGAGUGGACUUGGAGGUUUUUUGUGUCGCAAUGAUUAAGUCAAUGGUUCUUCGAUUUUCUGUUAAAUCUGUUAAACGCAUGCAGAAACAAAUUGUAGCAGUUGACCUUGACGAGCUAAUUUCAUUGUGUUGUGGUCACAAAAAUCUAACUGCCGUUGUCGUUGAUGAGGUAAAGUUUGAAAACUAUGGAAAUCAAGAAUAUACCUGUCCUUCUGGACCUAUAUUUGCAGUCUUCCUCACAUCAAGAAUUUAUAUGGAUUGUUCAAAGGGGAACUCAGUCACAUUGUGCACCGCAACGUCAAACAAGCCCUUAAAUCGAUUAUUUGGGAGAAAAAGUACCGCGAAAUCAUGAAGCAAUGGUUCAAUGUUCUCCCUGAUAAUGAUGGGCAAAAUGAUGGGAUUGCUAAUGAACCCCUUUGUAAUUUUUCCAUUCUUGAUGAUACGGAAGCUCGCGCUUGUCUUGAACUUGGUGUAAAUUGUCUCCCAUUACAGAAUGUCUAUAGAAUGGAGUUCCAAAACGGUAAUUAUUCGUGUGGAUUAACUAUAAUAGCUUUUUGAAUAUAUGUGCAUAUAUAUUUUAUUUAUUCCUUUUUCAGGAAAGAUAGCUUUGACUGUGGUUAACGAAGACAAAGUGUAUGAGACCAUAUACACAAAUAAAACGGUCUAUUCACUUAUUGGGCCCGAGGGAUGCAUUGCUGUGGACAUUUCUCUUGGUAAGGGAGGCACCGUGAGGCUGUAG